AACCGAAGGUCAUUCCCAAGGAUCCCACUUACAGUCUACCUUUCCCGGUCAUAUAGGCUGUCAGGAUGCUGUCGAGUUGAAAACAGCGAAGCGUAUGAUGUUAUGUUAAAUACGUAAAAGCCGCUUCAUUGCUGCUCUGGUUAUACUGGACUAUGUUAAUGAAUAACGUAUAUAUUUUUUUGCCGGCAGAGUCAGGACGGCGUAUUCUGAUGUUUGAUAUCUAGGUUUUGCGGAAAGAAGCGAUAUAAAUAGCUAGCUAGCUAUCCUGUCCGUCGACUCAGUUGGGAGAAUAACGCGGCUUCGUUGGCAUCAAACGGCAGACUUACCAGCCGGCGACAGUUAACGAUGGCCGCUUCCCUUGCUUCGCCAUCCUCCAGCUAGACGACGCGCCAGUUUUAACGUUUACGGGGCUGUAGGCUACCAUUUAACCGCUUUUCUUAGCCGGUCGGCGACGGCGGCGUUGAAUGAACGAACGGCGGCCGAGCGGCUACAUCGGCUAGCUGUCCUGCCCUUCCUACCUCAGCGACCACAGGCUGCGGCCAAUCGGCUGCUCCGAUAGCGCCGUAUACACAAGUUAAUAUUAGCCGGUUAAGGCUCCGUUUGUGCUUUGACAACCUUUUUUUGCAAGACAGCUCCAUCAAAACGCUGGGAAAAUGCCGGCUGUGUCGAAAGGAGAUGGGAUGCGGGGAUUGGCCGUGUUCAUAUCGGACAUACGGAAUUGUAAGAGCAAAGAGGCAGAGAUCAAGCGAAUUAACAAGGAACUGGCCAACAUCCGCUCCAAAUUUAAGGGAGACAAGGCUUUGGAUGGCUAUAGCAAGAAGAAAUAUGUCUGCAAGCUGCUGUUUAUUUUUCUCCUGGGCCAUGACAUCGACUUUGGCCACAUGGAAGCUGUCAAUCUUCUCAGCUCCAACAAGUACACAGAAAAACAGAUUGGGUAUUUAUUCAUCUCAGUCCUGGUAAAUAGUAACAGUGAGCUUAUUCGUCUGAUCAACAAUGCCAUCAAGAAUGACCUGGCCAGCAGGAACCCCACCUUCAUGUGCCUGGCUUUGCACUGUAUAGCCAAUGUAGGCAGCAGGGAGAUGGCAGAAGCCUUUGCAGGCGAAAUACCACGGAUCCUUGUGGCUGGGGACACGAUGGACAGCGUGAAGCAGUCGGCAGCUCUCUGCUUGCUCCGCCUGUACAAGACAUCCCCAGACCUGGUGCUCAUGGGGGAGUGGACGUCCCGCGUGGUGCAUCUGCUCAACGACCAGCACAUGGGUGUGGUGACUGCAGCCAUUUCUCUGAUUACCUGUCUAAGCCAGAAAAACCCAGAAGAGUUUAAGACCUGUGUGUCUCUGGCUGUGUCUCGACUGAGCCGGAUUGUAUCUUCUGCCUCCACGGACCUUCAGGAUUACACAUAUUACUUUGUCCCAGCUCCAUGGCUGUCUUGCAAACUGCUGCGACUGUUGCAAUGCUACCCGCCUCCAGAGGAUGGCGCAGUGAAGGGUAGACUGGUUGAGUGUCUGGAGACUAUCCUGAACAAGGCUCAGGAACCACCCAAAUCUAAGAAGGUCCAGCAUUCAAAUGCAAAGAACGCCAUUCUAUUUGAAGCAAUAUCCCUAAUCAUACACUAUGACAGUGAGCCCAACCUGCUGGUGCGGGCAUGUAACCAGCUGGGCCAGUUUCUGCAGCACCGGGAGACCAAUCUGCGCUACCUGGCCCUGGAAAGCAUGUGUACGCUGGCCAGCUCCGAGUUCUCCCAUGAGGCCGUCAAGACACACAUCGAAACUGUCAUCAGCGCCCUGAAGACGGAGCGGGAUGUCAGUGUGAGGCAGCGGGCUGCAGACCUGCUCUAUGCCAUGUGUGACCGCAGCAAUGCCAAGCAGAUCGUGGCGGAGAUGCUGAGCUACCUGGAGACGGCAGACUACUCCAUCAGGGAGGAGAUGGUGCUUAAAGUUGCCAUCCUGGCAGAGAAGUAUGCCGUGGACUAUUCCUGGUAUGUGGACACCAUCCUGAAUUUGAUCCGCAUUGCCGGGGACUACGUGAGCGAGGAAGUGUGGUACAGGGUGAUCCAGAUCGUCAUCAAUAGGGACGAUGUCCAGGGUUACGCUGCAAAGACUGUAUUCGAGGCCCUGCAGGCCCCUGCCUGCCAUGAGAACAUGGUGAAGGUUGGUGGCUAUAUCCUGGGGGAGUUUGGGAACCUCAUCGCCGGAGAUCCUCGUUCCAGUCCUCUCAUCCAGUUCAACCUACUACACUCCAAGUUCCAUCUGUGCUCGGUGCCCACCCGUGCCCUCCUGCUCUCUGCCUACAUCAAGUUCAUCAACCUCUUUCCCGAGACCAAGUCCACCAUCCAGGAGGUGCUGCGCUCUGACAGCCAGAUCCGUAACUCUGAUGUGGAGCUGCAGCAGAGGGCUGUGGAGUAUCUCAAGCUCUCCUCCAUCGCCAGCACUGACGUCCUCGCGACCGUCCUGGAGGAGAUGCCCCCCUUCCCAGAGCGAGAGUCCUCCAUCCUAGCUAAGUUGAAGAAGAAGAAGGGGCCAGGGGCCGUCUCCACUGAGCUGGAGGAGGGCAAGCGAGAUGGAGGGGAGCUAAAUGGGGGCGCGGAGAGGGGAGUCGAUGCUGCCGCGGCCAUUGCCUCCAAUGCUUCAACUCCAUCCCCUUCUGCUGACUUGCUGGGCCUUCGCUCAGCGCCCCCUGUUGGCAGCGCCGCUCCCAGCGCUAGCAGUCUCUUGGUGGAUGUUUUUUCUGAGGCAGGACCCACAGCUCCCUCUGGUGUCAUGGAUGACAACUUUCUCAGUGAUCUGGAACCUCCCUCUGAGACCUCUGACUCGCUAUUGGUCGAGGCUCCCAGUGACUCGGACUCUGCUCCCAACUCCUCCUCCUUUGGCUCUGAAGAGUCUGCUCCACCUCUGCCUGAGUCAGAUGAGCUUCUGAACAAGUUUGUGUGCAAGAACAAUGGGGUUCUCUUUGAGAACCAGCUGCUUCAGAUCGGGAUCAAGUCAGAGUACCGUCAGAACCUUGGGAGGAUGUACUUGUUCUACGGCAAUAAGACUUCGGUGCAGUUUGUCAGCUUCACCACUUCCGUCAGCUGUCCCGGAGAGCUGCAGUCUGAGCUGAACAUCCAGGCGAAACAGGUGGAGCCCCAAGUGGAGGGGGGAGCUCAGGUGCAGCAGGUGAUCAACAUCGAGUGUCUGGCUGACUUCUUGGAGGCCCCCCUGCUCAACAUCAAGUUCAGGUAUGGAGGAGCUCUGCAGAACAUCACCCUCAAGCUUCCAGUCACCAUCAACAAGUUCUUUCAGCCGACAGAGAUGUCCUCCCAAGACUUCUUCCAGCGCUGGAAGCAGCUCAGUCUCCCCCAACAAGAGGCCCAAAAGAUCUUCAAGGCCAAAAAUGCCAUGGACUCUGAAGUGCUCAAAGCCAAGCUGCUGGGUCUUGGCACCGCCCUGCUGGAGAAUGUGGACCCCAACCCCGAGAACUUUGUGUGUGCUGGAGUGAUCCAGACCAAGGCUCAGCAGGUGGGCUGUCUGCUGAGGCUGGAGCCCAACGCGCAAGCCCAGAUGUACCGGCUGACACUCCGCAGCAGUAAGGACACAGUCUCCCGACGCCUCUGUGAGCUGCUGUCGGAGCAGUUCUAAGACCGGCGAGCUGGUCCUGGGUCCGAAACGAUUGAGAGUCGACAAGGCAGCAGAUAUCCUCAAACAUGCAUACAUAAGGGAGAAGUGGCUGUCGCCAGGCAACAGCCGAAAUAUUAUUAGUGUUCUUAUUGUCAUACUUAUUACUGUUAUUUGUUUUUAUUUCUAAUAACCGUGUAUGUGCACAGUAGUGUGAUCAAUCAGUUUGGUUAUUUCCUUUAAUUUGCUCAUCUAAUGAUAGGAAGCUCUUUUUUCGAUGCUCUCUGGUCCUCUCUUGACCUCUGUUCCACCAUUCCUUAAAGCAUACAUAUGGAGAUACCCCAGCAAGCGCAUGUUUUGUUUGCGUGUACCUGUGGAAUGUGCCAUAUAUGUGCACUCUUCACAGAAACAAUUGGCCCCACUGUAGGAAGCUCCUCCCCUCACCCUGGUUCAUUGGAGCAUGUAAUUGGCCGAUGCACUUUAGGAAGUAUCGACAGAAUCUUAAAUGGGCCCCUUCUUCUUCCCGCUUACUAUGAAACUCAGUUCCUUUAGAAGAUUACUAUUAUUCCUGUGAAAUAUACUAACUUCCUGUCCACCGAGAGCAGCCCCAGUGUACUGUAGUUACAUUCUAGGUCCCCCAGAGACAGCAGAAGCCGUGUUGUGAAUUCCCCUGAACUCUCACACUCGGAUGUAGGAGUUUACGCAAGCGUUGACUGCACUUCUUGAAAAUAUGACUAUGUUUAAUUAUGGUUGUUUACAUGUUUUAGUGAUUAUGUAUUUGUAUAUUCAAAUGUUACAGCAUUUCUUUUUAGCAUUCUGUUAUAAAUGAAGUCCGUUGAUCUAACUUCACCAUAUAUCUCUAUGUAGGCUGGAUGAUAGUGUGAUGAUGAUUCUGUUGUCUUUUCGGCGCGCACAGUUCAGGGAGUAAGUAAGCAGCCAGUGUGUGAUGAAAAACUCGUGUGAGAUUUCAGUUGGCUGAAGCACUUUGACGUUACUGCGAAUGGCUGACAGCUGGACUUAAUAUGUACCCAUCCAUGUAGGCAUAUGCACCAGCAGCAUAUUAUUCCUGUUAAGUGUGAGAAGGAAGUAAGAUAAAUGGCCAUGAUGUCUUAAAUGCUUCACUGUCCCAGCCAGGGGGGUGAGACGACUAAAAGUGGGAGUGAGAAUGCGAUCAAGUUGCAGACAAUAUUUUUAACCCUAGAUACCAGCUAAUUGUAGUGGUUAAGAAGCUGGAAAGCCUUGAAUUAUGACCAAAAUGUUGCUGGUUCAGAUCCCAGAAGGACUCUUUCUGUUGUACCCUUGAACAAAGCACUUAACCUAAACCGCUUCUGUAAGUGUCGAGCUCUGUAAAUGGGUUCAAGCGUAGAAAUAUUGUCUCUGAAUUAGUGUCCGCUAAGCUGCUCAGUAAUGUAACAAAUAACAUGGGGUCACUUGGCACUCCAUGCAACCUCCUUAGGAACAAGUGCAGUGCUUAGGUGUUCACCGGAAGCACCAUCGAGUUUUUAGGGCACAAAGAAGUUCAGCUCUUUGACUAUCAAGGGUGACGCUGAGCGAACUCCACUGCUUGUUGUUUCGCUAACCGUAGGGUUCAUAUUGACUUGGGACCUGCCAUUGGCAUCGUGUGAUUGUGUAUGCAUGUGUCUCCAAUGAAGUACAUUAGCAACAGAAGCAUUCACUGUGUGAGUGUGUGUCUCAUAGAGCCCAGGGAUGAUGCAGAGACCUUCUCAUUUUAGAUUAUUAAGGAGUCUGUUGUCAUCAUGUAUAUAUGUCUGCUCAUUAUAUCUAUCAACACAGACCAGUGUAUGUGUUUAAGACAACUUGUUGAAUUACUCUGUACUGAAAAUGUGAAAGUAAAAGUAAACCAUAUACCGAUCA
Molecule: messenger RNA, 5465 nt
Organism: Brienomyrus brachyistius
Lineage: Eukaryota; Metazoa; Chordata; Actinopteri; Osteoglossiformes; Mormyridae
Product: AP-2 complex subunit alpha-2-like
Exons: 22
Coding region: 654-3614 (986 amino acids)
Biological process (GO): intracellular protein transport; clathrin-dependent endocytosis
Cellular component (GO): AP-2 adaptor complex; membrane coat
Molecular function (GO): clathrin-cargo adaptor activity
Source: RefSeq, a predicted model, not a curated record